AAUUGCACAUCAGCUUCACACAGGCGUAGACUGGGGCUUUUUUUUGGGGCUUAUGUUGCGUUGUACACCUGUAACUCAGGUUAAUAAGAAAUGGCAGCUGUUGAGGCUCGUAAAGUCAUUAUUUAUGGAGGGAGAGGAGCUCUGGGCUCCAAAUGCGUUGAGUAUUUCAGAUCUAAAAACUGGUGGGUUGCCUGCAUUGACUUAAAUGCAAAUGAAGAGGCGGAUUCCAACAUAACUGUUCAGAUGACAGACUCCUUUAAUGAGCAAGCAAACAAAGUUACAGCUGAUGUAGGAGAGCUGCUGGGAGAUAAAAAGGUUGAUGCAAUUUUGUGCGUGGCUGGAGGCUGGGCAGGAGGAAGUGCGAAGGCCAAAACCUUGUAUAAGAACUCGGACUUGAUGUGGAAGCAGAGUGUGUGGACUUCCACCAUCUCCAGUCACCUAGCAACCAAACACUUGAAAGAGGGGGGUCUUCUCGCACUUCCAGGAGCCAAAGCUGCACUAGGGCCGACCCCAGGAAUGAUCGGUUAUGGCAUGGCUAAGGCUGCAGUACAUCAGCUGUGUCGGAGUCUCGGUGGCGACAAAAGCGGUCUUCCUGCUGGAGCCGCCGCAGUAGCUAUCCUGCCAGUCACCUUGGAUACACCCAUGAAUAGGCAGUUCAUGCCAGAUGCUGAUGUCACUUCCUGGACACCACUGGACUAUGUAGCUGAGUUGUUGCACAAGUGGGCAAUGGGGGAGGAAAGACCACCAUCGGGCACCCUGAUGCAACUCGUUACCACAAACGGCAAAACGGAGGCAACACCUGUUUAACCCUGUGUGUGUGUGUGUGUGUGUGUGUGUGUGUGUGUGAGAGAGAGAGAGAGAGAGAAAGAAAGAAAAUAAAGGUAAAAAGAACAAGAGAUUAGACAGAUUUCUUUGAAACCGGUCUAUAUACGAGUUGUUAAAUUCACUACACUCACAUCCAUUUUAGAAAAUAAACAUAUACAAUUUGCAGGUCUUACAAAGUGAGCAUAUUGUUGGCAUGGGAUGUAUAACACAAUACAUUUCUGAAUUUUGAUGAUUUGAUUCAUCUUGAAAUUGGCGGCACGGUGUCUUAGUGGUUAGCACGUUCACCUCCAGUGCCCUGGGUUCGAGUCUGGUUCCCGCUCACUGUGUGUGUGGAGUUUGCAUGUUCUCCCCGUGCUUGGUGGGUUUCCUCCAGGUGCUCCGGUUUCCUCCCAAAGUCCAAAGAUAUGCUUCUAGGCUGAUUGGAGUCUUUAAAUUGCCCAUAGUGUGUGUGUGUGUGUGUGUGUGAUUGCGUGAGUGAAUGAGUGUGUGUGUGUGCCCUGCGAUGGGUUGGCACUCCGUCCAGGGUGUAUCCUGCCUUGAUGCCCGAGAUAGGCACAGGCUCCUUGUGACCUGAGGAUAGAUCGGAUAAGCAGUACAGACAAUGAAAUGAUCUUGAAAUUUUAAUAUCAGUGUAUUUAUCCCAUAUCCCCAGUUCUCACUCUUUCUAAUCAAAAUGUAGUCAUAUGCUGUAACGUUUCUGCUUUUGAACACUGGGGGGCAGCAUUGAGUCGCUUGGAUUCCGUCUCCACACUGAUUACUGCUGUUAACAGCUUUUAUUGAAUAUUGUCUAGAGUUGUAAAAUGUAUAUAAAAUCAACAUUACACCUAAUAAUUAAAGAUCAUUAAAACAUGAA
Messenger RNA from Hemibagrus wyckioides, 1678 nucleotides. It is a transcript of the gene qdprb.1, whose product is annotated as quinoid dihydropteridine reductase b, tandem duplicate 1. The record is from RefSeq and is a predicted model, not a curated record. Gene Ontology annotation, biological process: tetrahydrobiopterin biosynthetic process; L-phenylalanine catabolic process. Gene Ontology annotation, cellular component: cytoplasm. Gene Ontology annotation, molecular function: NADH binding; 6,7-dihydropteridine reductase activity; NADPH binding. The transcript is spliced from 7 exons. Lineage: Eukaryota; Metazoa; Chordata; Actinopteri; Siluriformes; Bagridae. Bases 91 to 807 code for a protein of 238 amino acids.